CCGCAGGUUGGCCUGAGGUACCCCCUGUACCAGCUGGGCAACCCGCAGCUCCGUGUCUUCCGCACCAACUUCUUCAUUCAGCUGGUGCGGCCCGGCACGGCCCAGCCCGAGGACACCGUGCAGUUCCGGAUCCCCAUGGAGAUGACCAGGGUGGACCUGAGGAACUACCUGGAGCGCAUUUACAGCGUGCCCGUGGCCGCCGUGCGGACCAGGGUGCAGCAUGGUUCCAACAGGAAGAGGGACCACAGGAACCUCAGAGUGAAGAAGCCGGACUACAAGGUGGCCUACGUGCAGCUGGCACACGGGCAGACCUUCACGUUCCCAGAUCUCUUCCCUGAGAAGCCGAGCCCCAAAGACGGCUCCACGGAGGACGAGCUCCAGGCGGUGAUGGAGGAGCAGCGGCAGAGGCAGCGCCAGGACCCCCGGCGGGGCGGCAUCCCCCAGUGGUUCGGCCUGUGACAGCGCAGGGCGCAGGGCCUGCCACCUGAGUAAAUAAAAGUGCCUGUGCACCGAG
Myotis davidii is the source of this 514-nucleotide messenger RNA. RefSeq names its product mitochondrial ribosomal protein L23 (gene MRPL23). Gene Ontology annotation, biological process: mitochondrial translation. Gene Ontology annotation, cellular component: mitochondrial large ribosomal subunit; ribosome. The transcript is spliced from 5 exons. The annotation marks the transcript as partial. NCBI's taxonomy places the organism in Eukaryota, Metazoa, Chordata, Mammalia, Chiroptera, Vespertilionidae. The record is from RefSeq and is a predicted model, not a curated record. Gene Ontology annotation, molecular function: structural constituent of ribosome.